Lycium barbarum (goji berry) is the source of this 729-nucleotide messenger RNA. RefSeq lists its product as uncharacterized. NCBI's taxonomy places the organism in Eukaryota, Viridiplantae, Streptophyta, Magnoliopsida, Solanales, Solanaceae. The record is from RefSeq and is a predicted model, not a curated record. The transcript has 6 exons. The coding region runs from base 1 to 729 and encodes 242 amino acids.
AUGUCCUUGGAUAAUAAAAAUACAAAUCCACUAAAUAAUCCAGCAUUUAAGCUUCUACAUAAAGCUUAUGGGAACUUUUGGUUUUUUGAUUUUGUGAAGGAGAGUGAUUAUCAUGCGAAGAGGACUGGGCAUGCUGAAUUUCAGGACAGGACGGAAGAGGCGGCGGAAGAGGAAGCGAGAAGUGUCCUGGUGAAAUACUGUCAGAAACUGGCAGAAGCUAUUAAGCACAAGUAUGCAAAUUAUUUCCUUAAGAGAGGCAUGCAAUUCCUCGAGCCAGUUGGUGGACUGUUUGGCUUGAAAGAAAUAGCAGAGUUUUUGAAGGCAAUAGGAGAGAUAUUCAUAGCCUUAAACACAGAUAGUUCAUUGCCAGUCAGUCCAGCUACAAAAGCUGAGCAGAUGAGUGAGUACCUGCGGACUAUCAAACAGAAUCACAUGGAUGAUGAGGCCAAAUUCAAGACCGCUUUUAACACACUGCUAACUUUUGCUAAGAAUGUGGCGACAAAUCCGGAUGAGGAGAAAUACCGUAAAAUUAGACUCAGUAAUGCUCUUUUCCAGGAUAGGGUUGGCAAACUGCAAGGAGGCAUCGAAUUUCUUGAGCUAUGUGGAUUUGAAAGAAUUGAAGGGGGUGAAUUCUUGUACUUGCAAAGAGAAAAAGUGGACAUGGAUGUGCUUUAUUCAGCUGGGAAUGAGUUGAACAAUGCAAUUAUGUAUGAUUCAUACAUUAGUUAA